This is a messenger RNA of Phytophthora infestans T30-4, 504 nucleotides long. RefSeq lists its product as uncharacterized. The record is from RefSeq and is a predicted model, not a curated record. Bases 1 to 504 code for a protein of 167 amino acids. The transcript is spliced from 3 exons. NCBI's taxonomy places the organism in Eukaryota, Oomycota, Peronosporomycetes, Peronosporales, Peronosporaceae.
AUGAGCUCGUGCUCGGAAUUCCUUGCCGGAACCGGCCUCUUCAUCUUCAACGGUGUGGACUUGCUCGCGGGUAUUGCGCUCUGCAUCUACAGCUGUUACAUUGGCUCGAGCCACUAUGCUCCAUUGUGGUUAUAUGUCCCCUUGUUGACAAUUGGCAGCGUUCUGAUAAUCGCGUCGCUUAUGAGCGGCUUCGGACUCGCGUUCCGAAGCUGUUCUGGAUGUAUGGCCCUAUCAUCCGACGUCUUGCUUUGGAUCUCACUGGCCGAACUUGGUUUGGCCGUCGUCAUCUUCACUCAAGGAGGGGCCAUAGACAACUUCUUACGUGAACACAGCAGCGAACUCAAGCUCAGUGGAGAGGAAUUGGCGCAGUACGAGCGCCACAAGUUCUAUCCGGCGUGCGCUCUGCUGGCCUUGUGCUUGAUGGAAGCUCUACGUCAACGCUACAGUACGACGCUGCACAACGCACGUCUUCGUCGUCAACACCAGUACGAAUUGCUGGCUUAA